Molecule: messenger RNA, 7267 nt
Organism: Colossoma macropomum (tambaqui)
Lineage: Eukaryota; Metazoa; Chordata; Actinopteri; Characiformes; Serrasalmidae
Exons: 29
Coding region: 193-5616 (1807 amino acids)
Biological process (GO): RNA polymerase III preinitiation complex assembly
Cellular component (GO): transcription factor TFIIIB complex
Molecular function (GO): TFIIIC-class transcription factor complex binding
Source: RefSeq, a predicted model, not a curated record
AGAAACUUGAAAACGUUGAAAUGGAAUGGCAACGUUGGUGAAGCAGCGCAGGGUUUCUGUCACGACGAAUGGAUAAAAACAGGUCUAAAUCCGCCGUAAAGUGAUUUAAACAGGGAACCAUGAUACGCAGGUCCAGGAUCAGCGUCCGGCCGAAUGUAAAGCCUACAGGCAGGGUGCCGGCGACCUCUCGAGAUGCGUCCCAGGAUAAUUCCCAACCAGCCCAAGCCCCUGCUGACCUCGCCCACGAUGCAGGGGUCAAGACCGGGGAGUGAUGAGGUCAGGCCUGCUCCCUCCGCUCCAGCAGCGGAGCCGAAUAAUAAUGCAGAAGUCCAGAGCGACAGUAUAAUGACUCAGCCAGAGCUCAGCAGUCCUGCAGGAGAUGCUGUGUCCCAAAGCACCACCUCCAGCUCUGCAUCCACGAGUGGCCCUCAGAGGAGAAAGCGCUUUACUGUUUUGCCGAACCUCGCCAAACCCCGGACUUCCUCCGCUCCUGCUCCCACCCGCACCUCCUCCAGGACCCCCAAAUCUCCUGUUAAAGCUGCAGUAUCCGCCCCAGAACCUCCUGAGACUACGGCUUUAGCCCCUGCUCCACAGGCCACAUUAGAAAGUCGAGGGAAAAGGAGGCUUUCUGGAGGAGCAAGGCAGCCUAAAGCCCAGCUCAAACCAGUGGCUCCACUUCAGGUCAGCCUGGAGACAUCUGCAGCCUCUUUAGAGCAAGACCGUGGGUCGCCAUCAGCCAAUCAGAACGCAGGAUUUUCCUGCCCUUCUGAAGAAAUCCAUUUAGAGCCUGUAGCCCCUGCUGACAACCUGCCACAGUCUCAGCAGCCCCAGCUUGCUCCAUCAGAAAAAGAGACUGUUAUACAAGAGCAGAAUGAUGGUGUUUCUCAUGAGAAAAGUCAGUCCAUUCCCCAAAAAGAAAACGCAGAACCCCGCUCCACAGCGCAGGUACCGCUGGCUCUGAGGACCCUCAAUGACCCAAAGGACCGGCUCAGGCUAGCAAAGGCUAAGAAACUCAGGGAGCUUCUAAAGAAAGAGAUGAAUAAAGACAAGCAGAAAGAAAAGCACCAAAGGCCCAAAAUGGGGAUCAGAGAGCGCAAAUCAGCAAAAGACCACACCAAGAUGACCAUGAGAGAGCUCAUUUACUACCUACCUUCAACCAAUCCAAUGAAGUCAUAUGUAGAGGAUGAGCAGAGAGCCAAUGAGACUGUGUUGCCGCCUUCUCCAAAAGCAGCUCCUACUGUGGCCCCACCUGUGCCCCCAGUGAGAGAUGAGGAAGAUGGUGAGCAAGAGGAGGAAACGCCAGACAGUGAAACCAGAGAGGAAGAACCGUUACUGGCCCCCAGAGUGAAGGUGGCGGAGGAUGGAUCAUUGAUUAUAGAUGAAGAGAGUUUAACUGUGGAGGUGCUGAGAGUUAAAGGCCCGAAUCCAGCGGAGGAGAGAGACCCCAUAUUUGAGCGUGGAUCCACUACGACCUACUCCAGCUUCAGAAAGGGCACCUACACCAAGCCCUGGUCCAACAGAGAGACGGACAUGUUUUUCUUGGCCAUCAGUAUGGUGGGGACAGAUUUCUCCAUGAUUGGCCAGCUGUUCCCUCAUCGUGCUCGUAUAGAGAUUAAGAACAAGUUUAAAAAAGAAGAAAGAGCCAAUUCCUGGAGAAUAGACAAGGCAUUCAAGGAGAGGCGGCGCCUGGAUCUCGACUUCUUCAACAACUUGCUGGAGAAGAUCCUCAAAGACGAGGAAAAGAAGCGCAAGAAAAAGAAAGACACAUCCAGGUUGCCCAAAGUCCCUCGCAUUCCACAGAGAAAGUCAACAGUGAGGAAGAAGGUCUGCUCUUCUUCAGGCUCAGAAGAGGAAAGCUCGGGCAGUGAUGUGAUGGAGGGAGAGAAGGAGAAUGAGGGCAUCUCUAAUGAUGGAGGGAGCACCACCACUCCCAUCACACCCCGGAGGAAAAGUGUGAAGAAUGACACAAACAAAGCAGCUGAGGUGGCUGAUACAGAAGACGCUGAAAACAGUACAGUUGAAGGACAAUCACCUGUGGACAGAUUGCAGCAGCCGGAUGUGACAGUGGAGAAACCAGAUUUGGCGAGUUCUGGCAUUAAACCUGCUCAGCUGAAAGGCCGAGCCCAGAGAGCGCUGCCUAACCUGGAGCGGAAGUGGAGAAACAAGGGACCAACCCUCCAAAAGAAAGCUCAGGACGCACACACCUCAGCAGGGGAGGAGAAGGGGAAGGAGAAAGGCUCAAAGGUCUCCUCAGCCUCAGUACGGGAGAAGGAGAAAAGAAUCGCUGCUGACAUCAUUGCCUGUGGGUUGGGGGAUUCAGAGGAAGAGGAGGAGCCUGAUCUCACUGCUGUUCAGGAGCACAUUCUCAACAAGCCAACCAGGUCAGGGAGGAUACCCAAGCUGUCCCAGCAUGUGAUCCGCGCAGCAGCAGAUGAAGAUGAAGAAGAGGAGCCGGAGUCGUUGCCCGUUCCUCCAGCUAAGGCUCAAAGCUCCAAUAGCUCCGUCAGCAAGGCCCGAAAGAAGCCAGGCCCCACCCUCAAACGGGGCAUGCCCAGGAGAGGCAAAUCCAGGCUGGUGACGUUACGGGCCUCGGCCGCUGAAGAGGAGGAUGAUGACGAUGAAGAGGAUUAUGACACGACUCAGGAUGAAGAGCAAUAUCGUUCAAAUGCAGAGGAGGAGGAGAACCAGGCCUUUGUGCCGAUGGGCCUACGCUCUCAGCCUCAGGUCCACACAGAGGUGGAGGAAACCAUGGAAGAGCUGGACAUUUCUGUGAAUGUACCUGAUGUCUUGGGUAUAUCCCAGAAUGCUGUGUGUCCUGAGUCUUCCUGUGAGAGAAGCUCUGUGCCCUGUGAGCAUCAGCUCGACCUGCUUGUCGAUGUGAUUGAGUUCCUGGCUCCAGAACACAUGGAAGUGUCUGAGAGUUACGCUGAAGCAGCCAGGACACUCCUGACCAUCGGAACCUCUGGUCAAAUGACUCCAGCAAUAGAAGCACCCAGCACAGGCGAGGACGUCAUCAUCAUUGAAGAACCGUCACGUUUUGUGCAACAGGACGUUCAGCAGGAAGUCAUCCUAGAAACGACUGAACAAUCAGAGGUUGGAGACGAAACCUGUCAGGUGGUGACCUCUGAUCCUUCUGUCAGUGUCACAUCAGAGUGCAAGGAUGUUCUUGACCCGGCUAGUAACGCCUAUGAGGAUAAUCUUGACCAAGUUAUUUCUAGAGCUGAUUCUGCAGAACCUUCUCAGCAAGACUCCAAUUCAAUGAAAGAGUCAAUCAGUUCACAGGAAACUGAAAUUUUGCCUAGCAGCAGCAACUCAGAGACCUCAGACAUAAAAACCUCAGAUCAAACUGGUUCACAAAUACGUAGGAACCGUCUGCCCAAACCCAGACCAAACCUGGGUCGAACCUCUAGAUCCAUAAAAACACAGCAGAAGCAGACUUCCCCAGAAAAAGGCAUUGUGACUAUAGAGAAAUCCGCCAUCAUUUCCCCAACAUCUUCAGUUAAAACAACUACAGAAGCCCAGAUGGUUGAGUCUAAACUGUCGAUGGAAGUUUCUGAAAGAAAAGUUUCUGAAGACAAUGAACAAGAUUCUGCUCACACGCCUGCUGUGACAUCUCAGCCUGAAUUGGAGGAAAACAGCUCAGCAUUGCCUGACCUAAAAGCAUCUGUGAGCAGAGAAGAAAAGCUGGAGGGUGAAGUUUCCAAAGUAGAGGUAUGUGUGGAAGAAGAGAAGGUGGAGGCAGGAGAGGAGAGGCUCCAACAGCAGCAGCCACAAAGCGGUAAUGAGUCUUUAGCAGGUUCUUCUGUUCCUGAAAGCUCUGUGCAGCCAUCUCACCCUGUCCGGAGGUGCCGUGGACCCAAACCUAAACCUAACCUGGUCCGGAGCUCCAGAACAACACGCACUCACACGGAACAGAAACCACCACAGUCAACAGCAGUACCUAGUGCAAAGGAGGCUGCUGUGAAGUUGUCCUUAGACACUUUAACUGACACUCAGAUACCAGUGGAGGGCACCGACAUCAUCACAGAGACAGUCAUCUCACAAACUCAGACGCAGCCAGAAACAGAAACACCACGUGACUCUGUUAUGGCCGUCCCCACUGCAGGUCCAGAGGAGCUGUCUGGAGCAGUUUCCACGCAGGACUCUUCCAACGCGUCUGAGAUAAGGACUGGAGGUGUUAGUGAGGACGUUAUUGAGAGUGUGUCUAUGGAAGAGUCUGAAAUCACAGCUGAAGUACUUUCUGCUGACCUCCUACUGGAGCCUGACCCCCCCUCUGAUGAGCCUGUAUAUAUUCUCUCUCUCUCUGAAGUACCGUCCACUUUUGCAGAAAGGGAGGAGUUUUCUGCAAAAUCAGAAAUGCCAUCUGAACCCCUGAGCGAUACUGCUGCUAAUGUGGGAGGUCCAGGCUCAGAUGGAGAUCAGGUCUCUCACCUCCUCCUGCCUGACUUGUUUGUGCCCGUCUCAGAGGAGCAGGAGGAGAAACAGAUGGAUGUGGAUGAAAAAGAGGAGGGCAAAAAAUGCAGCAGAGAAAAUGAAGAGGAAGGCUUGAGCUAUAUCAGCAAAAGAGGACAUUCUCUUUUAACUCAGAAGGAAGCUGCUGUGGAGGGCCUUGCUGAGCAACGUGCAGAGCCCUCAUUAAGCUCUGAGGCAGAUGGAAGCAGCGAGGAGACGGCUCAUCCUGCUAAGAGACGAAAACUACCAGAGAAAGGCAGGAGAGCUAAGCUACAGAUCAAACCAAACCCAGUUCAGAGAAAAAGCCUCCGCAGCCUCCCUGCAAAAGAGCUUUCACCAUUGCCUCCAGAAGAAACAAGCACUUUACCUGCUUCAUCACAACAGACUGUGUUAUUGUCUGAAGAAACUGUACCAUUAACCGCUUCAUCAAAGGACACAGCUUCAACUUCAGUUUCACCAGAGGACGUCCUGUCCACAGCUGUUUUCGGUGAAAGGACUACAGCUCCCUCUGCACUCCUCCCUGCUCCAUCUCAGUCUUCCUCAGAGCAAAUUUCUGAACCAUUAUCUCAGCCUGUCAGUGUAGAGACUCCGCCCUCCCAGGCUGCACCUGAGGCCUCGUCCCAAAGCACUGUUGGACAGGAGGGUCUCCCAGAGGCAGAGGCACUGGAGUCUGUUAGUGCAGAGGAGACAGAAGCCAGUGGGUCAGGGGCCGAGUCACAACCUGCACAUCAGAUCACACCACUGGCCACGACUGGUGCUCUUAUAAGACCUGGUAGGAGACCUCGAGGCUUCCUCUCCUUCAUGUCCAGUACAAGCACACAGGGGUCUUCAUCAGCCACUCGAGGAGCUGCAGCAGGCCCUCAGAGACCGGCUGUAAACACAUCUCGUUCUGAAAGGAGAAGAGCCACACCGGGGCCUCUUACCUCAGUCAGCAGAUCUGCAUCUGCUCCCCAAAAACCCUCCAGAGUUAAUCCCCCACUCACCAGCACACAGCCUACUGUCCCAACUGCUCCUGCUCCUGCUCCUGCUCCAGCUCCAGAGGUUAGAGUUCAGUCUGAGACCCUGUGUACGGACCCAAAUGCAGAAGAGGAGCCCACCAGCGUUUCCGCUUAUUUCUUCAGCGACAUCUUCACCGAGGUGGACGAACAGGAGGAGAUGGAGUGAGGGAUUGACUUCUAGAGGGAGUGAAAGCAUGAUAAUAAUGAUGAUAAUAAUGAUGAUAAUAAUGAUGUGGCUGAAUGAAACAUGGUGGGUAGCAGGUAGCAUUUUAUCGCUGUCAUAAGAAACCCUCUCACUUUUUCUCUUACAUUAUUUGACAUGGCAGCUUUACACUGUGUAAACAUUUCAUGAUGAAAUUUUUCAUUUUUUUUCACACUAAGUUGAGCGUUUUUCUUUCUUUUAUUAAGUUACUGCUUCGAAGACCGAGCUCUCUCCUGACAGCGACAGUUUGCAUGUUGUUGCUUGGCACCUACAGUAUUUCACUAAUUAUUAGCCACAUUAGCAUGUUUUAGGUGAAGCCAUCCUUCCUUUAAAAAAACAAAAACAAACCUGCACUCCUUAAAUAUGGAUGAUGGGAAGUGAUGUCGGACUCUGAAUCAGGAAAAACACUCUAAUACUCACUGUUUUUUUUAUUAAGUGACUCAGUUAAAAAGUGCUUACUCAUGUUUACCCGAUAAAUUCUGCUGAAAUUUGAUCGAGGGGUGGUUAUUAGGCUGUUAAUCCAUGACUGAAAAUCAAGUAGAACUUUAUACCUCAAAGCUAUACAGAGCCAAAAUAGUAAUGCAGUUUGCUCUCGUUUCACUUCAGUUGACUAAAGCAGUGGUUCUCAAAAUGGUCCUCAGGGCCUCUGAAUAGUCCUCAUUUCUUCUCAUUGUUGGUUGGGUUGGAGCAAAAAUGUGGAUCAUCUGGAGCCUUGAGGACUGGUUUGAGAACCACUAAAUUAAAGUAAUAUUCCAUUUUAUUAACAUUUUAUCAUGUGCUGCAGCUGUGUGACACUGUCAGAUACCACAGACAUUGAUUUUGAAGCGUUUUCCUGCAUUUAGAAAAGAAGAGAAAACCUGUUCACUCUAAAAACACUGUCAGUCGGCAGGUACUGAAGCAACUGCCCAUUGGCUUCUAUUAUAAGCAUCUUGUUUUCUGUUCUUUUCUAAGUACUGUAAUAUUUGGCCAUGAUUAUCAACCCUAUGCUACAGAUGCAGCAGAUUGAGAUAUUGUUAAGAACAGACUGAGUAUUCAUUUAAAUUGUCUGCCUUGUAUUUAUUUAACCGGAUUCCCCUAAAUAGUUUUUAUUUAUGGUUAAAUUAUACAAAAAGCAUCUCUGUAAAUUCCUGCUCAUGUAGUCUUGCUUUCAUCUUUACCGUCUAUAAUUAUGAACCUAAAUAUCUGUUCCCAUUCACAGACUGAAUAAGCUGCAUUUCUUGUGUAAUCCUUUAGAAUCGCCGCUUCAUACAGGGUGUUUUCCAUCAUGACAGGUGUCCAUCUUGCCUUACUUAGGUUUGUUGCGUUGCGUAUGUGUUUGUACCAGGUUAAUUUAUACCAUCAAUUCUGAAAACACUGCCAUGAUGUACAGUUUUAUGUCUGGGUUUUAUUCUGUGGAAGUGUACUUUGUAUUUUACAUUGGUCACAUUGAUGUGCCAUUUUUCUGCUGCCUGCCUGUAAAGUCACAAACCAUAAAGACUAUAUAGUACAGUUUACAGUGUUAUAAAAUGAAGUUGAACAAACUGCAUCAUUUUCCUGUUCCAGGUUCUCUACGAGCAAGUGUAUGAAUUGCACAUGUAAAUAUGUCAAUAAAAUUUUAUGCUUUACUUGUAUUUUA